Molecule: messenger RNA, 1235 nt
Organism: Aedes albopictus (Asian tiger mosquito)
Lineage: Eukaryota; Metazoa; Arthropoda; Insecta; Diptera; Culicidae
Product: corepressor interacting with RBPJ 1
Exons: 3
Coding region: 131-1135 (334 amino acids)
Biological process (GO): negative regulation of DNA-templated transcription
Cellular component (GO): nucleus
Molecular function (GO): transcription corepressor activity
Source: RefSeq, a predicted model, not a curated record
GCCUAGUUCGUCAUCUGCAGAUUCUGUCAAACGUUUGUAAACAAAGGAAAGAAAAAUUUUUGCUUUCCAUCGCAUUCUUUACAUUUUUAUCCAAGAAAAAAACUGUAAUUGUGUCCUAAAGUAUUCCAAAAUGGGGAAAGGCUUCAAUAAUUACAUGUGCAAGAAGUUCUUCCAUCCAGCCUCCAGAGAUAAUCUGAAACGGGUAUGGAUGGCAGAACAACAGGCGGAGGCCUACAAAAAGAAACAGGAGGAACUCCGGAACCAAUACGAAAAGGAGCAGGAACUGCACGACAACAAGGCAAUGCUGAGUAAGGAGAGCAAGGACAAACUCAGCGUUAAUUUUAUGUACGAGCUGCCUCCGGGCAUGAAGAAGGAACGGGAAAGCGGACCGACCGAUGAGGCCGAGUACAAGUUCGAAUGGCAGCGCAAGUACAAUGCCCCGAGGGAAAGCUACUGUAAGGGGGACACGGAGAUUCGUGAUCAGCCGUUUGGAAUCCAAGUUCGAAACGUGCGGUGCAUUAAAUGCCACAAAUGGGGACACAUAAACACUGACAAGGAAUGUACCAUGUACAGCCUGUCGAUGAGCGAAGCAAAGAAAAUCCAUUCGGAAGCGGAAAGUAACCAAAUUCUCUCCAAAAAUGAUCUGGAGCAAGGCCUCCGUGAAGAUGGACUUGCAAUGAAAAGAAGUGCCCAAGAGUUGUCCACUUCGCACAAACUGGUGGAAGAACCAGGCAUGGAUAAAGUUCAAACGGAAACCGACUUUCUCAGAUCGCUCUCGACGAAGCAGAAGAAGAAAUUGCUGAAAAAGUUGGAAAAAAUUGAAAAGCGCCAUAAGCAGGAGAAGAAACACAAGAAGAAGCGCAGAUCUAGUUCCAGCUCAUCCAGUAGUUCAGACGAUUCCGACGACGAAAGGGAGAAACGAUCGGCAAAGAAGAAGUCGAAAAAGUCCUACCACAAAGACGAAUCGGACUCGGAAGCAGAUGACAACCGAAGAAGGUCGAAUAAGGAUAGGCCCAGGAAACGGUCACGCUCGCCAGCACACACCAGCCGGCAUUAUGGCGAAAGCAGCUACGCUAGGCGAGAUCGUGAUCGUUCUCGUUCGAGGAGCCCAAGGCGUGAUCGCAAAAGGCGUUAGAUUUAAUAAUUAUUUGUAAUGAUUCCGGAGUAUUGUUUAUUUUGCAAGUUAUAAUCGGUAUGACAUAUCAAUUACAUUAGUGGAUUUGUGUAAGUAUUAA